Messenger RNA from Acanthoscelides obtectus, 514 nucleotides. The record is from the annotation of a GenBank genome assembly. NCBI's taxonomy places the organism in Eukaryota, Metazoa, Arthropoda, Insecta, Coleoptera, Chrysomelidae.
GGCCGCAGUAGUAGACUCUUCGGUCUCCUGAUCAGUCGCCGUACGCUGUGCGGGUUCGAGUCCCGUCCCAGGAGGAAUUUUUCUCUUGGCUAUGGAUGUUGUGAUUGUCCGUAGGUGGUAGACGGUCUCUGACUGUCGAACGCGGAGGUACCACCCGGCGGUUCUCGUAGGCGGAGUCAGAAUGUGUGCGUCCAGAAUGUGUGCAUGCUGCAUGCACCAGAGUCCGUGUGGCGUUCCCCCUUUCCCAUGUAUCCCCCUAUAGCUCCACGGUACCCAAUGGGUGUUUAGCCCUUAGGCCUUCGUGGUAGUUGGAGCAUAAAAAAAAGUAGUGGAGCCUCACAUUGUUCUAUACCUAGACACCAUCCAAAACCCGAAUUUUCAGCAAGACAAUGUCAGACCGCAUGUUGCCAGAGCAACGUUAGCCUUCAUGGAUCAACAUCGCAUCGACCAUUAACCUUGACCACCACGAUCGACUGACCUAUCUCCAAUUGAACAUGUCUGGGACAUGGUAGGU